Prorocentrum cordatum is the source of this 2414-nucleotide messenger RNA. The record is from the annotation of a GenBank genome assembly. NCBI's taxonomy places the organism in Eukaryota, Dinophyceae, Prorocentrales, Prorocentraceae.
GUAUGGCACCGCAUUCCGUAGCCAUUUUGGCUCAAGAUUGUUUGGCUCCAGCUGGGCCUUCGCAAUCCGAGACACACUCGCGCACUCUGUGUACAUCCAACCUCUGGUCGGCUCACCUAUUCCACAGAUGGCCCAUCUCUUGUUGAUCGCCAGCCUCGUCGGGGCAUGCGGGGCCUUUGGCCUGGCUGCGGCCCCUGCCGAUUCCAGCAUGAUGCAGCUUGGAACAGCCAUGGCGAGCGUCAAUAACGGCAGCCGCCGCGCGGUAGUGUCCGGUUCAGAGUUCAGCGGCUACCCGGCAAUGAUUUACCCGAAGUUGCGGGCAGGUGAUGUGUACCAAUCUCCGGAUGUCUGGAACAGGUACAUGCUCCAGCUCGCCGCGUGCAACACAGACUAUUUCAGGCAGCUUUGCGUCACCUCCAGGGCUUCCAUGGCUCAGGGGAAUGGGUAUUAUUUUUACCAGCACGCCAGUUACGAGUUCGACGACCGGGGCAGAUUGACCCUCAACCCACUCGAGUUUGCGGGCUCAAUGGAGUGUUUCAUGUUGCUCGGGGAUGGGCACUAUUUGCGCAGAACAGACAAUUGCGACAGAGCUGAGGUGUAUACGUGGGAACUCAGGUUUGUCGGGGGCUCAUAUUUUCAGAUUGUCGCAGUCGCCCCGGCACUCACCGGCGCACCCAACAACCACGGUGGCAAGUGCAUGGGCGCGCCGGGUUUGACGACUUCCACAUCGUGGCACGAUUUUUACGGCCCAGCUCUCCAAGUCAGCGACUGCCCCACCGAUCCCGCGGACCCACUCUACGACAAUACGACAACUUCUUGUGGUACACCCUCGCGGAGUCGAUGAUGCUUUCCUAUCGUGGUCAGGUUCCCGCGGUCACCCUCUUCGAUUGGUCGCAGGUUCCGGCUGCCAUCACCGCACAGGCAACCCCGUCCCCGACGCUAGCUCCGACGGUAGCUCCGACGCCAGCUCCGACGCCGUCCCCGACGCCAGCUGCCGUCACGACCGCCCCGUUCAGUAUCGGUUCGACGGAUGCGUGCUCCGUCUCGUCCGACAAUGUGAUCUCGCUGAAUAACGGUGGUUGCUCGAUCGAUAAGCAAAUCACUUGGGACUUCACAGAUCAACUCGUCAUCGAGUUCAAGACACGUGGCUGCAAGGAGCAGGAUUGCUCGACCCCGAACGUGAAAGGUCCUGUUGCCCCCCAUUGGUUCUUCGAGCCCUUCCGCAGCUCGUAUGCAGGAACAGGCCGCGAAGUUCCUGAUCUGUGGUGGAUUUCUCGCCCCAGCGACUACGGCUUUGGCGCUUACGGUGGAUGGUCAGUGUCGGGCGGGAGCGGCGACGGCCGCUCACCCAACACAAACGAGCCGUCCGACCCGAUCCAAUGGCACACGUGGGCGAUGACGUUCACGACGGCGGGCAAUUGUGUCAAUCUCGUCAGCUGGUUGGUCGACGGCGUGAGCAACGGCUUCGGUAGUGAUGCAGGAAAUCCUGUCACGAGGUGUUCGGCGUAUGGCACGACCACAUGGCUCGGAUGGGCCUCGUAUGGCACGACCACGUACGCUUACGUGAAGGAUUUGUCAAUUAACGGCGCAGGGCACAUUUCAGCGCCCGCCCAGGAAACGCCACCUCCAGCGGGCGGAGCAGGUGCUGGAGCUUCUGCCGCUGGCGACCCCCACUUGCAAAACGUCCAUGGCGAGCGGUUCGACUUGAUGAAGGCGGGCAAGCAUGUUCUGAUCAACAUCCCUCGUGGAAAGAGUGCUGAAAGCGCUUUGCUUCGCGUGCAGGCCGAUGCGCGCCGACUGGGUGGACAAUGCGCGGACAUGUAUUUCCAACAGCUCAACGUUACUGGGUCUUGGGCAGAGGCCAAGAAAGCCGGAGGCUACCACUACAGCGUCUCAGAGCGCGACAUCGAGGCUCCGGCAUGGGUUGCCCUCGGCAAGGUCGAGCUCAAAGUCGUGCAUGGACGUACGGACAGCGGCCUCCUGUACCUGAACUUGUACAUGAAACACUUGGGGCGAGCGGGAUUCGCAGUCGGAGGGCUGCUCGGAGAAGACGAUCAUGAGGACGUGAGCGCUGCGCCGGAUUCAUGCGCGCAGCGCCUGGCCCUCGUGGCAGGAACGCGCGGCGUCGGAGGCCCAGAGGUGGCUUCGGUCGCAGUAGCAAGCCUCGCUUGAGCAUGACGGCGUGGUCGCUACCAUAAUUUCGAGCGCUGGUCCCAGCAGCGGCCACUGUCUAUCGGCGGUUCCGUCGGUUGGGUAGGCCAUCCCUACGGGGACUGGGACCAGCCUUUGCUCGAAUCGUUUCCCCCCCCCUCCCCGUCUUCUCUUUGGGGCCGCGAGCGUUUCACUCCGCUCGUGUGAGCCGGCCAAGGCCGGCUCAAGCCCUCGUCUCUCUGCGCUCGAAUCUGAAAAAGGAA